Messenger RNA from Panicum virgatum (switchgrass), 2045 nucleotides. Its product is annotated as protein PHOSPHATE STARVATION RESPONSE 2-like. The transcript is spliced from 9 exons. NCBI's taxonomy places the organism in Eukaryota, Viridiplantae, Streptophyta, Magnoliopsida, Poales, Poaceae. The record is from RefSeq and is a predicted model, not a curated record. Gene Ontology annotation, molecular function: DNA-binding transcription factor activity; DNA binding. The coding region runs from base 296 to 1558 and encodes 420 amino acids.
UGCGAAAGGCCGCCUCCCAUUUCCCCCUCACAUCUCGGCUCGUCACAUCUCAUCCCUCCCCCCCCGUCUCGCUCUCGCUCUCUGCGUUGGAGGCCAGGCCAAGGCGAGGGAUUUGGUUCGCGAGCUCCUCCACGUCGUCGUCGUCCUCGGCCCGCCCGCCGAUCUCGCCAGCGCCGCCGCGGCGGAGAUGCAAUAAUCCUAGGCGAGGAGCAUAUUCAGGAGUCAAGACAGAAAGGGCAUUAUACGCUGGAGGAACAUUGUGUUGGUGGUAGCUGAGGUUUCUGCACAUUCAUAGAUGGAGAGAUUAAGCACCAACAAGCUCUACAGUUCUGGAGUUCCUGUAACUGUGCCAACAUCUCUGCCUUCUAUACCGGCCUCUCUGGAAGAGAGCUUCCCAAGGCUUCCGGAUGGGCAGAAUGUUUUGAUAGAGAGAGAAAUGAGGAACACAGCAACUCAUCAAACCACUGUUGCUCCUAUCCGCAGCCAGUUUCACUCAAGUACUGGAUCUGUCGGGCCUUUGUGUUCGCCCCCGGCUGUAAGGUUCUCGUCGGUUUCAAACCCUGAGCAAUACUCCAAUCCCGCUCCUUACAAUUCCCAGGCACCAACUACUGCAAGUUCUUCAACGUUGAAUUAUGGAUCACAGUAUGGAGGCUUUGGACCAUCCUUAACUGAUUUUCCUAGUGAUGUCGAACCAGCCUGGUGCUCUGAUCCAGUUGAGAGCAUUCUUGGAUACUCUGGUGAUGUCCCUGCUGGAAAUAAUUUGACUGGGAGCACUUCCAUUGGAGCUUCAGAUGAUCUUACUAAGCAAACUGAAUGGUGGACUGAACUUAUGAAUGAUGAUUGGAAGGAGAUUGGUGAUAAUCCAGCGUCUGCAGAAACUCAACAGGUUGGACCACCUGCUCAAUCAUCCAUCUCAGUUCACCAAUCAGCUACCCAACAAACAGUUUCAUCUCAAUCUGGAGAACCUUUGGCAGUUGUGGCACCCUCACCCAGUGCUGGCUCCAAUACUGCCAAGGCACGCAUGAGAUGGACUCCUGAACUUCAUGAGCGCUUUGUAGAUGCUGUCAAUCAACUUGGUGGCAGUGAAAAAGCAACUCCUAAGGGUGUGCUGAAGCUGAUGAAGGCAGACAAUUUGACCAUUUAUCAUGUAAAAAGUCACCUUCAGAAGUACAGAACAGCUCGAUACAGACCAGAAUUAUUUGAAGGCUCUUCAGAAAAGAAGGUAGCAUCAAAAGAAGAUAUACCAUCUAUUGAUUUGAAAGGGAGUUUUGAUCUCACUGAAGCACUUCGUCUCCAGUUAGAACUUCAAAAGCGGCUUCAUGAACAGCUUGAGAUUCAAAGAAGUUUGCAGCUAAGAAUUGAGGAACAGGGGAAAUGCCUUCAAAUGAUGCUGGAACAGCAGUGUAUACCAGGGACAGAAAAGGCAACUGAUGCUUCAACCUCAGCAGAAGGAUCGAAGUUAUCUUCCGAGACUCCAGAACCUUCUGCUGUGAAGGAAGUUCCAGAAACCAGUAAAAAUGGACCAUCCAAGCAAACAGAAUCAGGUGAUACCCAAUGAAGUUGCAAGCAGGUUCUCCCCAACCUGGCCAUGAAAUGGGUGUGGUUGUUUUCAAGCUUAAGUCAAGUCGUUUUUGUCCUUUCGAGGGAACAGAUAUGAACAACUUUGCGAAGCCUGGCCAAGUGCGUGUAACUAGGCGUUAGUUGUACAGUACCCACCAUCACGGUUCCGAUGAAUCCCGUGCUAUGUGGAUGAUGUAGGGUUCAGAAGACAGCGCAAGCACAAUUGUCAGGAAUUUGACAUUCUUGCCUUUUUCUCCUUUGUUAGGGAUCAAGUGGCAUCUGCUAGGCAUUUGAUUAUGGGCUAAUCCAAGUAUUCACAAUAAUAUUCAGCACCUCUCUUUGUUUAGAACAUAGCAUGGUACCCAAAUAUGAUCAAGGAUGUAUUACCUUUGUAUGAGAAUCAUGGGCCGCACUUCGGUUCUGUUGGAUGAUCGCUGUGGUGGAGAAUUGUUCUCGUGAAUGAUAGUAGAGGAUUUGGGGUGACC